AUGGCAGACUCUGCGCUCCUCUUCGUCUGGCACCUGCUGCUCUACGUCCUUUCUGCUUUCUUGUCAUACCUCCUGAACUACCCGAUCAAUGGACAACAUCUCCGAAUCGGACGUCUCUCCCUGGCCGCUGCUUAUGACAUAUCUUACGAAGGAACGCUAUACGACAAAGCCUACUCGUUCAAAUACACAACAGCCUCUAUCUCCUGGCGAUUCUUCUUCCCGCGCUCCGACAACCCGCGCUGGCUUACCAUCACCGCGCGCGACAUCCUCUAUACCUCCUCCAGCGGCGACAUAUCCACCACGACGCUCGAAACCGUCCUCUGGUUCUUCCCCUUCCUCUUCCGUUUCACUGCUGGUCCAUGGGCGAACGUGAGUGUCGACGGCCUACGCAUCCGCGUGCAGAAGAGCACAGCGACACCGUACUGGAUCCAAGUCAUGCGCGAGACCCUUGUCAGCACGUUCCUCACGGGCGAGUUCCUCCGCGCGGACGUCUUCCGCACCACCGUCCGCUUCGCCGGCCUCUCCGAGCACCCAGACGACAAACCAGCCGCGACAAUGACGACGAACCCUGCGGGCCCGCUGCGCCCGCAAGAUGAAGACGAAGUGCGCUUUGGGGCGCUCGCGCGGCGGGUGCACAUCAACGACACGCAAGGCCGGAUAUGCACGUUUGGGAGCAUCGACGCGCAGCUGCGGAGGAACUGGGCAGCGGACCGGGGGAGCUUCGCGAUGGUCGCGGAGGAGUGCCGCUGGGUGCGAGUGCAUUUUCCGUUCGAGUGCGUCGCCGCGCGAGGGUGGUAUGCGCAAAUGCUCACAUCGCUGCUGCACUUCCCGAUCGACCUUGUUCGCACGUUUAACGACCCGAGCAGCAGCAUAAACCUAUACGUCUCGCGCCUCGACGUCACCUUUGACUCUUUCCGGAUCCGCGACGCGGAACUCGUACGCCAGGCCUUCGUGCUCGCCCGCGAAAAAACUAUCACGAGCAACAUAGCUUGGAACGAUGUUUUCUUCGACGCGCUUGCGGACGCGCUGUCGCUCCGCUGA
This is a messenger RNA of Trametes versicolor FP-101664 SS1, 1041 nucleotides long. RefSeq lists its product as uncharacterized. The record is from RefSeq and is a predicted model, not a curated record. Bases 1 to 1041 code for a protein of 346 amino acids. NCBI's taxonomy places the organism in Eukaryota, Fungi, Basidiomycota, Agaricomycetes, Polyporales, Polyporaceae. The transcript is spliced from 5 exons.